Molecule: messenger RNA, 513 nt
Organism: Dovyalis caffra
Lineage: Eukaryota; Viridiplantae; Streptophyta; Magnoliopsida; Malpighiales; Salicaceae
Source: the annotation of a GenBank genome assembly
AUGGGAGUCAUGGGAGAACAGCCUCACAUCCUUCUCGUCACAUUCCCUGCUCAAGGUCACAUAAAUCCAGCCCUUCAAUUUGCCAAACGUUUAGUAGCCAUCGGUGCACAUGUCACCUUUGCUACAAGCAUCGGUGCCGCCCGUCGGAUGUCCAAAACCGGAACUUAUCCUAAAGGCUUGUCUUUUGCUUCCUUUGAUGAUGGUUCCGAACAUGGGUUCAGACCCAGUGAUGAUAUCGACCACUACUUCACCGAGCUCAGGCUUGUUGGCUCAAAAUCUCUGGCUGAACUUAUUGCGGCGAGUUCCCAAAACGAGCGACCUUUUACGUGCGUUGUUUACUCCAAUCUUAUACCUUGGGUGGCAAAGGUGGCACGGGGACUUCACCUUCCUUCAACACUUCUUUGGAACCAAUCUCCUGCCCUUUUAGACAUCUUCUACUAUUACUUCAAUAGCUAUGGUGAUACCAUUAAGGAGAAUUUCGACGAUCCCUCCUUUUCUUUGAAAUUACCCUGA